This is a messenger RNA of Girardinichthys multiradiatus, 6360 nucleotides long. RefSeq names its product zinc finger protein 106a (gene znf106a). Gene Ontology annotation, molecular function: SH3 domain binding; zinc ion binding; RNA binding. NCBI's taxonomy places the organism in Eukaryota, Metazoa, Chordata, Actinopteri, Cyprinodontiformes, Goodeidae. The transcript is spliced from 23 exons. Gene Ontology annotation, cellular component: membrane; cytosol. The record is from RefSeq and is a predicted model, not a curated record. Bases 176 to 5179 code for a protein of 1667 amino acids.
GGGACGAGGACUCUAAGAAGGAUGUUGUUGUUAGCUUCUGCGGUAAACAUUACUGCACACAUUUGGAACCUGUAAAGGUCGAAGAAGUGGGAGUUUUAACUGAGGUUUCAGCUUCCAGCAAACAUCACAAGCUGUCAAGCAACUCUUAAUGGGCUGAGAUCCACCUGCAUUCAAAAUGACCAGAAACAGACAGUGUAUCCUGUGUGAAACCCUCUGCGCUUCCAAGCAGGAGAUGGAUGAGCACAUAAGGAGCAUGCUUCACCACCGCGAGCUGGAGAAGCUUAAAGGCCGGGACUGCGGACAUGAGUGCAGAGUGUGUAAGGUGAAGGUGGUGAGCCUGACUGACUAUGCCAGCCACAUUUCCAGCCCCACGCACAAACAAAAUGCGGAGGCCGCUGACAAACAGGGGGCCACAAAGGACCACGAUGAAGAAUACUUUGAUCAGACGCUGGUGGACCUGAUUGAAAAGAGGAAAGAACGGAUCAGAAAAGAGAAGGAGGCUGCAGCUGCAAUGCAGGCAAAAGAAGAAGAAGAACAAAAGAGGAAGGAGGAGUUUCAGCAGAGACUAAACAAACUUAAGGAACGUUACUGCCUGGAUCGUGUGUGGCAGGCACCUCCGCAGGGCUUCAGUGGAUCUAGUCACCACAAGUCUUGGCAUCGGAGCAGCUAUUAUGAUGGCAGCACAGAGGAGGCAAGACCUUGGCAUAAAAGCAAACAGGGGAAGAGUGCCACGUGGCAUGCUCAGGAUCCCCCCCAUUUACAGAAGUGGCCAACUGUAGAGUUUUCUCAUAAAAGGGUGGAUAGCAACAAGACAUGGGGCAGUGGUAAUCAGCAAAGUCGACUGCCGUGGCUCAGCAAUGGAGGCAGCAGUAACGGGCUCUAUGGUCAUAACAAUAUCGCCAGGUAUUGCCCAAAAGCCAGACCCCACAGUUUCAUGGGGUCUAAUUCUGUAUGUACAAACUCAACACAUUUUUUGGGCCAGGCUUUUACCCACUUUGAAAGUAAAAGAAAUGUCGCGACUGGUCAGCAGGAUGCUGGGCUUCAACACGGAGAGGCAUCACUGGCAGACUCAGACUGUCACAGUAAAAACUCUAAAAUGUUCGGCAGCAAUCCGAAGCUAGACAAAAACUGUCGCUGGUCCCCUUAUCCUGUUGCAUCUGGAUCACAUAGUGAGACUCACCAAAAUCCACCAGAGAAGCACCAAAAGUCUUCAAAGCCUCAGAAAAUGCCCCAAUCUGAGCGCAAACCAGGGGUAUCAAGUAUGCAAAAUGUGGAAGAGAAUGGGAGGCUUCAAGUAAAACCAAAGCCCCAUCUCAGAGACGGAAGCUGUAACAGCAAUCAAAGAAACAGCCAGGACAGUGCAUCUGGUUUCUCCAGUCAGAAGGCAAAUAAACCAUCACUGGAUGUAGGUCAGAAGGGUUCAUCACCUUCUGGUAUCAGAAGUGAAGCUCAGCGCAGCAAGGCCUCCAGUCUGCAAUCAAAACCAAGUGGAAAACAAAAUGGGCAGAAGGUACCUAUUGGGUACCUUACAUCAAGGCAGGAAAAGUACCUUCCGGAGUCAUUUAUCUCUGUCAGGCAGAUUGCUUUUGAAAGAAGGGGCUCUUUGGAAAGGACACCUCACCUACAAACGGAUCAGAGACAGAAUCAAAGUGAACCUGUCAAAGGGAAAAGUGCAAGAGAGAGUUCUGGUAAAGCAACAUCACCUGCUACGCUCAGUCAAGAAUCAGCUCUACCUUCAUCAACAGAAGACAAGUUUGUCCAGUCUCUUCAUGUAAGCACCUCUACCACGGAGAGCUCACAGCCUGCAGCUUCCGUAAAGGAGGAUGAGGAGAAAAGGAACAAAAUAGAGAAGCACAGCCCCUCAGCGGUCCAAACUGAGGCCAUGCAGGUGUCUGAGGCAGGGCAGAGCUCAGAGAGUGACACUCCCAGAACCGGUGAGGCACAGAUGGCCUCCGGAUCGGACACAUCUGCUUUGUCCAUACUUGACCUCCCCCCUGUCUUAAAACGGGACCUCACCAAACACAUGAGCUCCAAGAACAAAACACCUGGCCAUGAGCCAAACCUGAACAUUGCCAGACGCGUGCGGAAUCUAAGUGAGUCAAGGCGAAGUGACACAGAAAAAGAUACUGGCCUCAAACCGACUGUAAGACAGCUCAUAAACUCCUCGAGCUCGCGCCGCUGUGUGAACUGGGAUCAGGUUUAUCAGGAGGUCAGAAAGAAGCAGGACAAAGGAAAAGGCAUGCCAAGGUUUGGAAUUGAGAUGGUGCCAUAUGAGCAGGAGUCCCAAAGCCAGGAGGAGGCUGGUAUAUCCCUCAGUGAGGAUUUUCAGUGGGAAUCAUUGAUGGAAAUCACUUCGGAGAGCAAAUCUCGAAAACGCUCCUUGUCAGAAAGCAGCCUUGCACCUGCAUUGCCUCAUUCAAUGUUUGCAUCUUUAAAAUCAGAGGACGCAGUAGAGAAGGAGGGGUUCAGCUCAGGGCAGUCAGGGUCUACACUUCCUUCCGCUCCAGAAAAGCAAGAGCAUCAGUGUCAGCCAGAAGAGGAAGCGCAGAAACAGCCAGACAAACUAGCAUGUGCAGCAGUGAAAGCUCUCCAACCAUCUGAUUUAGCGCCGGGGGACAGCAGCUCAGGGACGGAGCAGUACGACGGGCAGGGGACAGGGAAGAGGCGACGUGCAGCCAGGGUCUCUCCCAGCACAGGGGCAUCUUGUCUGGGGCACAACAACAAAAGAAGGAAAGUCAAAUCAAAAAGAGAGCGCCUGCAGAUUGACCAGCUGCUUGCAGUGUCACUGCGGGAGGAGGAGCUGAGCCAGUCCUUGCAGAAUGUGGACACCAACCUGAUCCAGGCCCGGGCGGCACUGGAGGCUGCCUACAUGGAGGUGCAGCGGCUCGUGGUGCUUAAACAGCAGAUCACUGUGGAGAUGAGCACAAUGAGAAACAAACGGAUAGAUUUGCUUAAAGACAUGCAAGGAACGUUAGAGGAAGCACCUGAAGUCACUCUCAAAGAAAAAAUGGAUCCCUUUGGAGCUGAGCUUCCUGAAACAUCUUCCUCCAUCGAAUGUUCCUCAGCCACUGCUGUUUUCAGUCCUAAUCAUUCUGCAGAAUGUGCCUCCCCUCCUUCCUCCAAUCUUCCUUUGUCUAUAGUCAUCAAGGAGGAGCCCCAGUCCCCAGUCUGUGUGAGCUUGGAACCAGACCCUGAUAAUAACACAACCAACUGUGCACAUAGCACCACUCCAGAGCUUCCAGUCGCUUCAGGCACAAACCAUUGUGAAGAUACUGCCUACAGUUUGGGGUCGUCUUCUGACAGAAAACUAGAGCCAUACCAAGGAAAUGGUGAAGAGCCUCCAGACUGCAACGAGAAGUUAUCAGCACAGAUUGAACAAACUGAAAAGGCUUUAGAGGCGUCGUUGAUCUACAGCGACUCCAAAAGCUUGUCAAAGCCAUCGCCCACCAGGAGAGGCUCUGCGGCUCCUGAUAGUGCUGUCAUUCAGUCGCUGCAGUCAACCUCUGCGUUUAAUCUGCCUGCCUCUCCGCCCGAACUGAGGAGCGGAAAGCGUGUGAGGAAGCUCAAAAAGAGGAAGGUGUUGAAAAAGGCUCAGGGAACAGAGCAGUUUCAGAGCAGUGACACUGAGAUGGACGAAGAGGCCUCGAGGCCAAGGUGUCUGCGCCAGCGUAGGAGGCCCAGCGGGGGCUCUCAGGUCAGUGCUUCCAGUUUGCCUACAGAUGAAGGAAGCAAGAAAACUCUCAGUUCGCUACAUUCAGCCACAAAAACUGAAAGUGGAACCCAAGAAUUUCCAGACUCAAUGGUAGAGCUUCCCCAAGCUGCUCCUUCAGAGAACCUUGAUUUAGAGGGAAGCAUGGAGGUCACCGCAGCCUGUCAGCAGCCACAGAAGGAUGCAUUCCUUCAAGCCCCUCCUCCCUUACCUCUGGUCCCAGAUCCGUGUCAACCUGAGCCGCACAGCCUGGCCUGCAACCAGGUUUCCUCCACCAGUGACUUGGAUCUGUGCAAAUCCUCUGAGUGUGAUCUGCCUUUUCCCGUCACAUUGUCCAAAACCUCGUCAGAUGCAUUCUCUGAUCGUGGUGAGAAUGACAUGGCGACUGAAGGUUCGUUUGAUGGCCACCAGGAGGCCGUGAACGCCCUCCAGAUCCACAAUGAGCUGCUCUACACAUGCUCAGGAGAUCGAACCAUCAAAGCCUUUGACUUGCUGAGUCAUAAAUGCGUGGGUGUGUUUGAGGGUCACAGCUCCAAAGUGACCUGCCUGUUAGUGUCCGCAGCUCCAUUCCUGCACCAUCGCCUUUAUUCUGGUUCCAGUGACCAGACCAUCCGCUGCUACAAUCUCAAGACACGAGAAUUUGAGCAACAUUUCUCUCUGUCCGACCGAGUCCUCUGCCUUCACAGCCGAUGGAAGACUUUAUACGCUGGUCUGGCCAAUGGUACAGUGGUGACGAUUAACCUCAAGACAAACAAGCAGAUGGAUGUGUUUGAGUGCCACGGGCCGCGUGCCGUGAGCUGUCUGGCCUCGUCGCAGGAGGGGGCCCGGAGGAUCCUGCUGGUUGGUUCCUAUGACAGCACCAUCAGCGUGAGAGCAGCACACAACGGACUGCUGCUCCGCACAUUGAAGGGCCACACCAAGAGUGUUCUCUGCAUGACGGUGGUCAAUGAUCUGGUAAUUAGUGGAUCCAGCGAUCAUUCUGUAUAUGCUCACAACAUCCAUACAGGAGAGCUUGUGCACUCAUUUAAGGGUCAUAGCCAUGCCGUUACCGUGGUGACCAUUCUUGGGAAAGUGAUGGUCACAGCCUGCCUGGACAAACUGGUCAGAGUUUAUGACCUACAUUCUCAGGACCAGCUGCAGGUCUACGGUGGAUACAGUGAUAUGGUGUUGUGUAUGUCCAUUCAUAAGAACAUGAUCUACACCGGAUGUUAUGAUGGCAGCGUGCAGACCGUGAAGCUGAACCUGAUGCAGAACCACCGUUGCUGGUGGCAUGGCUGCUCGCUGGUCUUUGGGAUGACAACGCAUCUCCAGCAGCACCUGAUCAACAACCACACUAGUGCCAAUUUUCAGACGUUUAAAUGCCGCUGGAAAAACUGUGAAGAGAUUUUCAGUGUACGCAGCAGCUCCAAGCAGAUGGUGAUGCUGCACAUGCAGAAACAUGCUGAGGAAGAGACUGCAGUGGAGCCAUAGGGGGCUGGUGGUGGGAACUUAUUUUCACUAUUAGUCCCCCCUCCAUCCAUCCUAUUAUCUUAACCCAUCUUUCUUUUAACCUCCCAUAUUGGGCGGGGUAUGUUCUCGGGACCUUCUACUCCUAACCAUGCUCCCUUCGAGCCUGACUCCAUCCUUUUUGUUCGGUGUUGGAAUCUAACCAUAAUUCUGUCGCAAAAGGAGGGUGGGUUGUGUUGUUUUUAAGUACGUUCUGAGAAACAACCCUCCCUUUCCUUUUGUCAGACCACCGUGUUUCCUCUUUCACUGACCAAAGCAAGAUAAAGAAACACACAACUUUAGUUUUUUUGAAGAAACUCUAGUGUUGCCAGAGCCUGAGGGAUCUGUUCCAUUUUUCUGCUGCAGCUACAGCAAAAAAUCUAGAAUUGUCAUGUAGAUUCACCAUAAUGUGGCAUGGUUUGAGAUGUUUUUAGAGGUGUGCAGUUGUGAUAUGUUAUGCUGAACGACCUGACGUUACUUUUCUCUUUCUACGAAGUUGCUGUAGCCUCAUGUUUACAGCAGGACUGAGUGCAUUGCUACUGUGUGAUCUCCUCGGUCAUAUUUACCAGGGUGGUGGGAGUUUAUCGAACGUUUUUUGUUCUUUUAAUUAUUAUUUAUUUGUUGCUCAUCCAGAUGUCCAAGGACUGUCUGACUUGAGGUUUGUGGUGAGAACAUGAAAGUUGAGGUGUUUCCUACUGUAUGUUUUAAUCUACGUGUUUUUUGUCGGUUUUAACGCUGUUACGUGAACCUUGUUUGUCAAGAGUGAAGAGAGGUCGUUUUUCUUUUUCGGUUUAUUUUAGAUUUGGAGCAUCUAGCAGAAGGCACAGGAGCUUUAUUUUCCACACUUAUGAUUUCCUCACAAAGUGUGGAUCUGAAGGAUGUUAAGAGGAGGUGUUGGAUGGAAGAACAUUGAAGGAAGAGUAGAAUUUCAUCUCCCAUGCCAAUAGUCAAGGAACUGGUAGCACAAACUGCCCCUUUAAAGUGGGUUUCCAGAGGUUUUUACCAGCAUGAUGUUCUCUUCGUGUAAAAGGAUGCUGUUCACCUCUUAUCUGGCAUUCCGGAGUUUCUUCAAGAUUUUCAUUUUUUAUCAAUGUUCUGAAGAACUAUUUUUUUAAAAGUGCAAUCUACAAAGAUGUUAAUAAUAAAAAUUGUGUGCAACAUAAAAA